ACUGGAAUGCGACAAGUUUUAUCAGUCAAAUGUUUACGUUAAAAUAUAAAUCACAAUUUGUUAAUCCAAGGUUUAAGGCAAUGAUAGCCGUUUAUUAUCUGACAAUCUUACCCAAACUAGAGGAUUUUGGACGCGGCCUGAAAGGGCGCAAAUUCUGCCUGACAGAUAAGACUUAGGGAAAAAAAUCCCAAGAUAAACGCAACAAAACCCCGGAAAUGGGAAGCGGAAAAUGGGCUAAAUAUUACACAAAAGUGAAGUUAGAGAGGUACAUACCACCUGGAAUAAACGUAUCUGUAGAUAGCCAUAUGCGCACGGAGAGAAUAUCUUAGAAAUGCAACAUUUAUAAGUCAUUAAUCGCGUCGAAACGUGGCAGUUAAGGUAAAGCUCACAGUAUGCGCAGUAGUGUAGUUAGCUCAAUUUGACAACAAGACGCUGCAACGCCCCUGAAACUGAAGACAAGAAAGUAUUUAAAGACCAGUUUGUGAUGGUAAUGAAGGUCUCUUCCAGUUCGUGCCACAUCCCCCCGAAUUUUUUUUAUUUCAGGUUUAAUGUGGCCAUGCCCCUUUUUUGUUUAAUGAACAAGUCUGGAUUGAUGCCCAGUCCUCCUCCCUCUUUCCUGUGCUCUGUGUGAAAUGACCUGACUCCGAGUUCACUGGUUUGCAGCAGCAGAUGACAAUGGCCAGAAUAGCCUGGUACCAAGAGAAGAUUGGGGCCUAUGAUCAACAAGUCUGGGAGAAAUCUCUGGAGAAGGCGGAUCUAAAUGGUUUGGACAGCAAACCAAAGAAGACGUGUUACAUCAAGCCAGACCUCAUUGAUGUUGACUUAGUAAGAGGAUCCACAUUCAGCAAAGCCAAACCAGAGAGUCCCUGGACAGCACUGACUCGAAAGGGUCUGGUCAGAGUGCUGCUGUUCCCGUUCUUCUUCCAGUGGUGGAUCCAGGUGACCUCCAAGUCCAUCUCCUCAUGUAUCCUUGUGCUAUACUUCAUGCAAGUGGCAGCAGUCGUGCUGUACUUGGAGGUCCCUGGGGCGAGUGCCAGCGAGGUGUUUGGACCCAUGUGUCUGAUGCUGCUGCUGGGCACCGUGCACUGCCAGAUUGUGUCGACUGAGUCCAGCUGGUGGCCCUCGGGCAGUCCAGCUGCCAGCAACACCACCAGCCCUGCGCGCAGAAGGAGGCCGAGGAAGGGCAGAGGGCUGAAAAAAUCUGAAGAAAAGAAUGACUGCGUGGACACAGAACAGCAGACCAAAAGAAAGUCAGGAUUUGGGGCAUCCGACGAGCUCUCCAGUGAGGAAGAGGAGGGGGUACAGCCAGUUGAAAAGAUUUGCUCACCGACCAAUCAAGAGAGACACCCUCCUACAGCUUGGCCGGCCUCUGCGCUUGUGUCUUCUGUUAGAAAGAGAAACCUGAAGUCUAACCCCACACUUAGACCUCAUGAAGGGAGUGGAGCUUCCAUCAAGGUAAAGCCUCGAGAGGUGGAGCGCCUCAGGCCGAGCGUGGGCUCUCGUCCUGCCUCCGACACUGAUGACACAAUGUGGGAGGAGUUUCUCCAAGGGCCUGACUCUGCCACCACGGGUAGCAGUGACAGUGAGGGGAACGGGAGGUACAACGCUGGAUUGGCACUCCCACAAACCACCACUCUGAGCAGCGACGAUGAGAGCCUACAGCAGGGAAUCACAGGAAGCCAGCUGUCUUGGCUUCAGGCAUGUCACCCAUCCAAGGAUCGAGUCAGUGCCAUAAUAUGGGAGCAGGGCGAGUGUAAGAAAGCAGACAUGUCCGUAUUGGAGAUCAGCGGGAUCAUCCUCACACGGGUGAAGUUAGUGGAGCAGGGUAUGGGUUACCUCGUCCUUGGUGGGCUCAUGACUGCCACCCUGGCGCUGCUUCCGUUUGCCUUCCGCUUGGCUCAGCAUCUGGACAUAUCGAGCCUUGGCUCCCUGUCCCUGACAGAGCUGGUAAACGUGGUGGUGGGUCCGCUUGAUGCCCAGGCCUAUGCCUUUUUCUUCAUCACAACGGUGCAAAGAGUCUGCCUCACUGGACUGUUCUUCUUCAUGAUGUGCGUGGCUGAGAGAACGUACAAACAGAGACUUUUAUUUGCUAAGUACUUCAGCCACCUCACUUCAGCUCGCAAGGCCAAGAAAUCUGAGAUCCCUCAUUUCAGGCUGAAGAAAGUCCAGAACAUAAAGAUGUGGUUGUCACUACGCUCUUUUCUCAGGAGACGAGGGCCGCAGCGCUCCGUUGAUGUCAUUGUCUCCACUAUCUUCCUUUUAGCGCUUUCCAUUUCAUUCAUCAUUUGUGCCCAGCUUCUGCACAGCCACAAGACAUUCCUAGAGUCUCUGACAAACUGGGAGCUGAUGGUGUGGGGCUCCUCCCUCAUCCUCUUUCUGUUACGGCUGGCCACGCUGGGCUCAGAGACCAACUGCAAAUACAGCAACUCCUCAGUGCUGCUCACUGAGCAGAUCAAUUUGUAUCUCAAGAUGGAGAAGAAGCCCAAUAAGAAAGAAGAACUCAGUAUAGUGAACAACGUUUUGAAGCUAGCUACAAAACUGAUGAAGGAGUUGGAUACUCCAUUCAGACUGCUGGGUCUGACGGUGAACCCUCUGAUCUACAACAUCACCAGAGUGGUCAUCCUGUCUGCUGUGUCUGCUGUGGUCAGCGACCUGCUCGGUUUCAACAUCAGACUGUGGAAAAUCAAGCCUUAAUGUGAAAACAGCAAACCACUACAAGUCGGACACUGGAGACCAGAAAUCCCAUUGUCUGCCACAGAGAGCCUCUCAUCUACAAAAAGUGUGCAAACCUACUGACAGUAUAUUCAGUGUCUGUGCCUUCCAACUGAAACGUCUGUCUGGGUUUCAUCGGUCAUUCACAAGCCUGAGAUGCUCUGACAAUGGCUCACACGCCAUUUACUGGCUGCAAAGCUGGUGUGGAAACGCACAGUUCCCCUCGGCCAAGCCACUAGCCCAGUGUCUAACUUUUGACCCUUGAAUGUUCUUCAGUAUGUGGUUAAAUAUAGUGUUGAGUCGAGGUCCGAGAUCCUUUCAGGCUCUUGUGGCAUCCAAACUUCCAAUUGUGUCUUGUACAGAUGAUGUGGACACAAAGUGAAAGGUAAAUGACUUCAAUGCAGAUAAUAAUGCAGAUAGUUUAGUCUUAUUUGCUAAUGUUUCUCAUCGGUAUGGUAGUUCAGUUAACUAUAAAACAAGCUCUGUGCUAUCUAAAGCCAGUAAAUCAGAAUGGGCGGCCAGCUGUACUAAAGGAAUUUCCAUAGGAAUCAACUUUGAUUUCAACCUGUUGUACUGUUUAAUGAGGAAACAUUGUGGCUGUAAGUGGGCUUUAUUUAUUUGGGGUUCUGUUUUAGCGCUUAAACUUGUAAUGGUACCUGUAAGUCAUGACUCUUUGACCACUGUCUGCCUUUUGUAUUGAGGACUAUCGUCGACUAAAAUAACUAUGCAAAGAAGGUGUAGUUAUGCUUAAAGAAAGUGUUUGAUAAAGGUGAAUAAAAUCGUUU
Molecule: messenger RNA, 3497 nt
Organism: Xiphias gladius (swordfish)
Lineage: Eukaryota; Metazoa; Chordata; Actinopteri; Istiophoriformes; Xiphiidae
Gene: phtf1
Product: putative homeodomain transcription factor 1
Exons: 17
Coding region: 670-2694 (674 amino acids)
Cellular component (GO): endoplasmic reticulum
Source: RefSeq, a predicted model, not a curated record